Ahaetulla prasina is the source of this 1088-nucleotide messenger RNA. It is a transcript of the gene COQ4, whose product is annotated as coenzyme Q4. Gene Ontology annotation, biological process: ubiquinone biosynthetic process. Lineage: Eukaryota; Metazoa; Chordata; Lepidosauria; Squamata; Colubridae. Bases 1 to 999 code for a protein of 332 amino acids. The transcript has 8 exons. The record is from RefSeq and is a predicted model, not a curated record. Gene Ontology annotation, cellular component: mitochondrial inner membrane; mitochondrion.
AUGGUGCCCGCCCUGCCUCGGCCGGAGCCGUGCCAAAAGCGGGUUGUUUUGGAGGGGGGUGGGCUGCUUGGAAGAUCGGGGUUUGGGGAGGGGGGUCUUUGCAACACGUCAACAGGCAAGGCACACACACACAGACACAGACGGACACAACACACACACACAAAGACACAACACAAGAUACAGACACCGGUCCCUAAAUCCAGAAUACUCCGCGUUGGGGAGAAUCGGUGCGCAAAGGCGUCUGGAGGACGCACGAUUUGCCAUACCAGCCCCCUCUCAGCCCUCCUGAGACCCCUGGAAGAAGCGAACACUUUCCCCCUCUAUCCGAACCACAUCCCCACUAGCUUCUUGCAAAAAUGCUUGCUGACUGCCGGAUCGGCCUUCAUGUCUCUCUACAACCCCUAUCGUCACGAUAUGAUAGCUGUUCUUGGAGAGACCACGGGUUCGAUAGCGUUACAGAAUCUUUGGGAACAGAUGAAGAGGGACCCAGAAGGAAGACAAGUCCUACUAGAACGGCCUCGGAUCCGCCUCUCCACCCUGGAUGUAGCUGGACUUCGGGGGCUUCCCGACGGGACCUUCGGCCGAGAAUACAUUCGUUUUUUGGAUAACAAUAGGGUUUCUCCAGACACAAGGAUGCCCGCCCGGUUCAUAGACGAUAAAGACCUGGCGUACGUCAUCCAGCGCUACCGAGAAGUCCACGAUCUGCUACACACCCUCCUCGGCAUGCCCACCAACAUGCUUGGGGAAGUGGUGGUCAAGUGGUUUGAGGCUGUCCAGACUGGCCUGCCCAUGUGCAUUCUGGGAGCCCUCUUCGGUCCUUUACGCUUAAACACCAGAAAGUGGCACCUUUUGACCGCGGAGCUCAUCCCGUGGGCCGUUCAGAGCGGACAAAACGCAACCUGCAUCUUGAAUUUUUACUACGAGAAACGUUGGGAGCAAACGGUAGAAUCGCUUCGCCGCGAAAUUGGCAUUCUGUCGCCUCCCGGGCUUCAGGUUUGAGCUUCUACUGAGGCAACCACUGGCUUCCAAUUCUGGGAAACCCCCGAAUUAAAUUCUGGAAAUUAAACCCUCCGGCGAAGCUUAGGGUA